AUGGAUUUCUCUCUGAACUAUCCGCUGUACCUCGGGAGUUUUCUGCAAGCUCCUACCGCUCGGGCGGUCGAGACAGAGUCGAUCACCGACUCUGUGCCAUCAAGCGGCAAUCUCCUCGAAUGUCCCCCCGUCCUCGAUGAGUCCUGGCGCAACGUAGGUUUCAGUGAACCGUUCGAGGCAACGAAACGUCAGGCGAGUCAGUGUUCACCGAGUGCGGGCUCAAUUCAGGGCAGCUCCGGGAAGAGAGCGCGUCUCGACGGGUCGUCAUUCAACGGAAGCGACAGCCUGCUCUUCAAAUCCAGCUUAGAAGGUAAGCUUGCCAAAAAGCUUCGGGGCACUGAGCUGCUUGGGGGUAUAUCGGAGAGCUUUGAUUUCGCAUCUACGCCUGAUCCCCCCGACGACAACUCCAAUCUUGCCCAGAGUAUCUCUCUGAUCCAGGAAACUUUGGAUCAGAGUAUAGCUCAAGGCGACGACAGGGCUUGUGAACAAGUGAACAGCCUCCCAAGUCGACCAAUAAGCCAAUCAACAGACAGAGCGGUCGAGUCGAGACUUUUCGGCACCGAUGCGGAAAUCCCCUCAGGGAACAUCCAAGCUCAGAGCACACCUCUGGAGAGCAUUAUAUAUAAUGGCAACGGACCGGCUCAGCCUCGGGAAUCACCGCGUCUCGGAAGUUCUUCCUUUAGCAGUCUACCCUCGACGACAAGCAAUAGACCCAUUUCGAUGAAAGAGUACCGUCUAGUCUUCACUGAACAAGUGUUCGAGAGAAAUGGUGAAAUCAUCCGGCGUCAAAUGAUCCAAAAAGAGCACAGUCUCGAACGAAGCAGGCGUCUGACUCAGGAAGAAUUCGAGAAUAUGUUGCGGGUCUUGCAGGCUCCAUUGUGCUCCCAAACAUCGGAUAAUUUCGCCGAUAUAUCCAGUUCCCAAGCCACGAGUCGGGAACCAUCCACUGAGAAUCGGAAGUCCGUCGAAAAAGUGGUGCAGGCCGGCGACCGAAAUGAGAAGACUUCGCUGAUCGCGGAGGAAACUUCCGGGCUUGAAGUACCGCUGAAAGUAGCGGGGAAGAAUACUUCUCCCCGAGGGAGCCUGUCCGAUGCUCCGGAUCGUCACCCGAGGAGGUUUUCUACAGAACCGACGAAACAAAACGAUGAGUCGAUCGUCGAUACAACUAGCAAAGCUCAUGGGGAGAGCUCGGAUCCGGAGCCUGAAUUCAAGGAGCCGAAGCUUGGGAAAGAUGAGAGGCAUUCGCCGGAAAAGAAGCAACCGGAAGGCGCAAUCGUGCCUCCGUGCGAUCCAGCUCGGACGAUCUCCUCCGCGAAUGAGUCGACCGAGCUUGCGGAUCCCACUUCGAACUCUCGUUUAGUCAUUGGCUCCCCGUGUCUGGCUCAAUGGUCGGAUAACCUUUAUUACAUGGCAACUGUGAUCAAGUCGAGUCGAAACGGUCGCUACGGGGUGAAAUUCGCUGAUGGUACCCAAGAAUCGGUGAAAGGUGAUCUUCUAUUCCCUCUCAAAGCUGAGCUGGAAAGUGGGCAGCCCGUUUACGUAAAAGUCAGGAACGUCUUCGAGUACGCCGUCAUCAAAGACAAGACAACAGUAUCGCAACGGCCGGGCUAUGCAGCCGAACUUCAUACGAAACGUGUCGUACGUGUUACCAAAGACAAGAUCGUUUUCACCCAAGAAAUGGUUGACGUACUCAAGGAGAAACAGUCAAAGACGAUCUCCAGUCGCGAGAUCGCUCGUGUGAGAGAGUCCACAGAUGCGUCAGAGUUCGAAACCUCAGGAAAAACUCGAGUGAAACGACCCCAGGCCAUCGGCUUGGACGUCACGAGUUCCGAGGGUGUGGCCAGUGAUACGACCGCAGUGAUACGACCCAGCAAAAGGAGCUCGAAAAUGGAAAAUCCCAGCGUCAUCGCGUCAGAGUCGGGAGGUGGAGCUUCGGGGUCGAGCUUGAAUCCUCCCACAUUGGUAUUCGAGGGGAUGGGAUUCCUUCUGACGGAUACCGAGAGAGCAGUGAAGAACAACAAGAGCUCAUCAACUUCCUCGUUCGAAUCUGGCAGCUCUCUCGGAGAAACCGUCGAAUUCAAUAAAGAACAGCUGCAAAAUCUCAUUGAGGAGAACGGCGGUGUAGUUUUCAAAUCAUUCACGGAAGCGGAGUGUGCCGACUCCCUAGACACGGGCAUUGCGGAGCGUUAUCUUCUCUCACGUAGUCACAUGAAAACGUUGAAAUACGUGCUGUGUCUAGCUGCUGGUAUACGAUGUUUGGGCCAUCAAAUAGUACACGCAGCUCUGCGGGAAGGUCGCAUGCCGGAGCCCGCCAAGUACCAAUUGCCCGCGGGGAUUUCGCUAAUGCAGAAGGUCCCAAUCGAGCAGCCAUCGGCGCACAGACUCAUUUUCAAGGAUAUGACAAUUGCCGUCGUCGCUGAAAAGAAUGAAUUCGUGAACACUUGGUCUCAGGUGAUCAUCGCGGCCGGCGGUCGAAUCGCUUCUAAACUACCUCAGCGGCAAAGUCCUCAGCGUAAAACAGCUUCGAAUUCGAAUGGCACCGAUGGGGUCAUCCGUUUCAUGGUCACGACGCCCGAAUGUUCAAGUCUAACUCUGCGAUCGGCGCGUGCUCUGAGAAUCGCUCCAGUGUCAUCGGAGUGGGUUGUGCAAUCAAUCAUUCACGCCAGAGUCCUCGAGCCAGACACUCAUGAGGCCUUCGCCUACGAUUACAAGAAGACCGAAUAG
Messenger RNA from Galendromus occidentalis (western predatory mite), 2724 nucleotides. RefSeq names its product TP53-binding protein 1. The record is from RefSeq and is a predicted model, not a curated record. Gene Ontology annotation, molecular function: histone binding. Gene Ontology annotation, biological process: DNA damage checkpoint signaling; positive regulation of transcription by RNA polymerase II. Gene Ontology annotation, cellular component: nucleus. NCBI's taxonomy places the organism in Eukaryota, Metazoa, Arthropoda, Arachnida, Mesostigmata, Phytoseiidae. Bases 1 to 2724 code for a protein of 907 amino acids. The transcript is spliced from 8 exons.